Molecule: messenger RNA, 1634 nt
Organism: Xenia sp. Carnegie-2017
Lineage: Eukaryota; Metazoa; Cnidaria; Anthozoa; Malacalcyonacea; Xeniidae
Product: ryncolin-4-like
Exons: 4
Coding region: 186-1145 (319 amino acids)
Source: RefSeq, a predicted model, not a curated record
UAUUUGACUUUUAUGGCGUAGCAAAGCUCAUCACAUGUUUCCAAUAUUUACAUUUGAUAUUUUAGUCAAACUAAACACAGCUGUACACGUAUAUAUAGUUAGUUCUUCAUGACAGCAGGUACAUUACGGUUAUCGUGCAUGCAAACGUUUUUCAUUUACUUGAAGUUAUCACUCAUUUCUAAAAGAUGGUUGGGUACAUUUUUGUGACUUUUCUUGUAAUCGGUGCAUGCAAUGCAACGAACAAAGUAUUCGAAAUUCCACAAAGUGCAUUCAUGAAAAUAAAUGAAUAUGGUGAUGCUUUGGCACCAAAAGAUAUCAUUGCAAGUCAUGUCGUUUACAGUGCAAUUGAAUGUUCUUUUGAAUGUCAUCGAGAGAAGAGAUGUUUUGGUUUUAACUAUCUAGACGAGGCUAAAAAAUCUGAGAUAAACUGCCAUAUUUCCAACGCAACAACCAUAAGCAGAUUGAACACAUUGUUCGUCAAAGAAAAAUGGACUUUUUAUCAAGCACUUUUCAAGACGGGAAAAGACUGUGCCGAUCUUUACAUAAAAGGUGAAAAUAAGAACGGAGUGUAUCAAAUUGAUCCAGAUGGCCAGGGUUAUUUCGAUGUUUUCUGUAAUAUGAAGACAUAUGGUGGUGGUUUGACUGUGAUUCAAAGACGUCAAGAUGGAAGUGUAGACUUUUAUCGAAAUUGGAAAAACUAUACACAAGGAUUUGGUAAUCUUACUUCUGAAUUCUGGCUUGGAUUGGAUAAAAUAUACCGACUAACAUCAGCCAAGAGAAAUAAACUUCGUGUUGACCUUGGAGACUGGUCAGGAAACAAAACAUAUGCUGAAUAUGAUUAUUUUGCUGUAAGGAAUGAAACACAUAAAUAUCAGUUGAGUCUUGGUGCAUAUUCUGGAAAUGCUGGAGAUUCAUUAUCUUAUCAUAAAGACAUGGUAUUUUCAACAAAAGAUACAGGUAAUGAUCAAAGUGGAGGAAACUGUGCCAUUGACUACAAAGGUGCUUGGUGGUAUCGUGGUUGUUAUUGGUCUAACCUGAAUGGACACUACUAUAGUGGCAACCAAAACAAUCUCAAAGGUGUGACUUGGGUUACUUGGAAAGGUAGUAAAUCCUUAAAGUUCACUGAGAUGAAAAUAAAACCAUAAAGAAUUUCCAAAGACUGUGAUGUUAUAAAUUUGAUCAUUAUUUCUAUUGAAACUUUCAAAAUAUAAUAACGAAAAAUAACUUUUAUGUCUGUUAAAGAUCCUUUAUAAUCAUUAUCAUUUAAAAAAGCGUGGAAAAAAUUGUUAAAAAUGCUGUGGUGAAAUAAUAACUUUCUAAUAUUUUCCCUAAAAAUUAGAGCUGAUUUAGGUAAUUAUGAGAUUCUAAUGUUACGUCUUUUCACUCAUUUUUUAAUGAGAUGUUGCUCUGUAAGUAGCUAAUUUUAUAUUUUUGCCACGUUCCACGCAUUCUUAGUGUAUCAUGCAUGUCAUGCAAUUAUCUUAUAUAAUUAUUCACUAUUUAAGCAAAGUCACUUUUGAUUGGUCAAUUACCUGCAAAUAAUUUUACAUAUCAGUAGGUAAGAUGUCUAUUUACAAAUAACAGUUUCUACAAUUAUGGACGCCAUUAAAAGCCGGUUUUGAAAAAAAGUCAAA